CAAGGAUACCCUUGAUGUGUCUUGGGGACUGUACAUAACCAGGCCCCGAAUGGGCAUUUGUGUACCGGACCAAUGUUCACCGCCCGAGGUCGGCAGGAUCCUCCAGGCAGUGUCUGCAAAGUUUCUAUUUGGUUCCACUCUUCUCGGCUGUGAGGUUCGCGAGGUUGCAACGUUGAACCACUCGCAAAUCGCGUCAAUAGUUGUUCUUGGCUUGUUCGUCGUAACUGUUUUGACUGCGACUUUCUUUGACAUCGUAUUGGGCUACACAAAGGAGAAGAAAAUAUCCAUAGAGAAGUCAGGCGAACAUCUACCAUCGUUCCUGAAAUUGUCGCUGCCGCGGGCUACCAGCAAGCUGUUUAAAGUUGGAAAUUCUAAAACAAGUCUCAAGGUAUUCAACGGCCUGCGGAUAUGUGGCGUCUUUUGGGUGGUCACUUUCCAUACGUACGUUUAUCCGGACAUCGGCACAUACCGUUCUCUGAGAGAGCUGCAAAAGAAUGCUGUUUACAUUCCGUUCCAGUUUGUUAACAACGCUUGGCUUUGUGUUGACAUGUUUUUCUUCAUCAGUGGAUUCCUAAUAGUGUAUAACCAAAGAAAGAUCCCAGCGAAGAUUUCUUUAUGUCGUUAUUAUGUGAAAAGCUUGAUUCAACGAUAUUGGAGACUUAUACCACUGGCCAUUCUGGUGAUGCUGAUACUGUUCCUGGAGCCGUUGUUUGGGUCUGGUCCUAUCUGGAAAGAAAAAAUUGAUGCCCAAGUACACAACUGUGAGCUGCGCUGGUGGUCGGUGCUUGGAGGAUUCUCUAACUUUUUUCACGUCGACGACACGUGCAUUGUGCAUUACUGGUACAUCAGCGCUGAUCUCCAAAUUUAUGCAGCGGCUGUGGCGUUGUCCCUCCUAUCCAUAAAGAAGAAGAGGCUUAGCAUCAUGCUAAUGCUCUUCUGCCUUCUUGCAUCGAUGGCUGCGGUAGGAGUCCAGACAUACCUCAAUGAAUAUCCACCAACAAUGUUUGUAUUCGCCAGAGACGCCAAGUUCGCUCUCAUAAUGAACCGCUGGGUGUACCUGCUGCCGCAUACACACGUCGGCCCGUACUUCAUUGGUGCGCUUACGGCCUUUGCCUACGAGCGUUACCGAGAAUCCAAGAUUCCUGUGCUGCUGCAGUUAGUCCUCUGGGCGUUGUCUCUACUGUUCAUCGGAGCAUCGCUUUUUGCCGCUGCUCCGUGGAGCAUGGGGGACUUGCCUACUCUGGAGGUGACCCUCGCCUAUGCCACCACGCACCGCGUCGCCUGGGCCCUGGGGCUGGCCUGGAUUGUGUUUGCCUGCAUUACGGGAAGAGGAGGCGUGAUCGACUCACUGCUAUCCUGGGAUGCCUUGGUUCCACUCGGGAAGAUGUCUUAUUCAAUAUAUUUGGUGCACGCGUACUUCGUAUUUUACAAGGCCUGGACGAUUAGACAACGCAUAGAGAAUCACCACUUCCAAAUUAUGUCGUCAGCUAUUUCCAAUUUCAUGAUGGCUACAGUCGCGGGCUACCUGGUCUACGUGUUUCUCGAACAGCCCUUGGUGUUUGCCUGGGACUUGGCCAACACUUGGACGAGCAGGCGGGUGAACAAGCAUACCAAAGAAGUGGAGGUGCCAACCAACCUUGAAAAGAACAAUGGCACUCUUUCGGUGGUUGAGUCGGAGGAUCCGCCACAUUGCAGAGGAUAAAAGGGCUUUAAUACUGCUCCUUUCUCAUAUAAAUCUGGGCUUCAAGAAAAACGUCUUCUUGUCGCUAGCAGCAGUCGCCAAAACCUCGCCUAGAGUCUAUUCAGAAGGCAUGAAGCGCCAUGAGGAUUAAGAGUUCAGUGGCAUUUAUUGUAAAUCCAGUCAUAACACGCAUCAGAACAUCAUCUCAGUCGCUAGAACCUUUCUGAAUCAUUCAUAUGCCAAGGAAUUUUUCAGUGAAAGCUGCAGGCACUUUCACUAAAUUACUUCUUCUGGAGGUGUCACAGAUGCUUGUCACUGUGCGUAUAUUUUGGGACAAGUUGUUGGUGCGGUCAUACUCUCGACAUGCAAUUCGUUAGCGCAGCAAUCACAUAUACGACGUUUCUCAGCACGUCUGCUGCUUAUUUGGCGAAUUCACGCUGGGGGGCUCAAGAUCGCCUAAUAAAUACCCGAAAGUCUACCAC
Rhipicephalus microplus (southern cattle tick) is the source of this 2163-nucleotide messenger RNA. Its product is annotated as nose resistant to fluoxetine protein 6. Lineage: Eukaryota; Metazoa; Arthropoda; Arachnida; Ixodida; Ixodidae. The record is from RefSeq and is a predicted model, not a curated record. Gene Ontology annotation, molecular function: acyltransferase activity, transferring groups other than amino-acyl groups.